AGAGCUACGUGUCUAAGCUUGAGAGAAUCAAAGUUCAUAAUCAUCUGAUUUUUGUUGAGUUGCAAGCAAAACAUGGUAGAUGAGCAAGAGCGAUUGUUGCCAAUUGCGAACGUGGGAAGGAUCAUGAAACAAAUCCUGCCAGCAAGGGCAAAAGUCUCAAAAGAGGCUAAACAAACAAUGCAAGAGUGUGCAACGGAGUUUAUAAGCUUUGUCACUGGCGAGGCGUCUGACAAAUGUCGCAAAGAGAAUCGAAAGACCGUCAAUGGAGAUGACAUCUGUUGGGCGCUGGGUGCUCUAGGGUUUGACGACUACGCUGAUGCUAUUGUCAGGUAUUUACAUAAAUAUAGGGAGCUUGAAAAAGACAAAGCUACCCAAAACAAAGCUUCCUGCAGCAGAAGCUCUCGAGACAAAGAAGAAGAAGAAGAUUCGUCAGAAGACAAAAGUGACCAACAACCUCAUCAACAAACUGAAGCUCAAAAGGCUUGAAAAACAUAUAUAUGUAUGUAGUGAAUUGGAGAGAUGAGCAGAAUCAAGGACAAACAGGUUAUGAUCAAUAGAUGUUGAUCUUCUCUUAGCUUAUACUCAGGUUAAAUUGUAGCUUAGUUUCCUUGAUUCAGGGUUACAUUUUUUUUCUUCUCUUUUCUUACUUUUUCCUUCUCUCGCUCUCUCUGAUUCCUGGGAUUUUGCUGCAAAGGGAAAGGGAAACUUAUGUGAAGUUAAUUGUGAAAUGAAUGAU
Messenger RNA from Hibiscus syriacus, 736 nucleotides. RefSeq names its product nuclear transcription factor Y subunit B-5-like. NCBI's taxonomy places the organism in Eukaryota, Viridiplantae, Streptophyta, Magnoliopsida, Malvales, Malvaceae. Gene Ontology annotation, cellular component: nucleus; CCAAT-binding factor complex. Gene Ontology annotation, molecular function: RNA polymerase II cis-regulatory region sequence-specific DNA binding; DNA-binding transcription activator activity, RNA polymerase II-specific; protein heterodimerization activity. The coding region runs from base 73 to 486 and encodes 137 amino acids. The transcript has a single exon. Gene Ontology annotation, biological process: regulation of transcription by RNA polymerase II. The record is from RefSeq and is a predicted model, not a curated record.